This is a messenger RNA of Contarinia nasturtii (swede midge), 326 nucleotides long. Its product is annotated as protein GVQW3-like. The record is from RefSeq and is a predicted model, not a curated record. The transcript has a single exon. NCBI's taxonomy places the organism in Eukaryota, Metazoa, Arthropoda, Insecta, Diptera, Cecidomyiidae. The coding region runs from base 1 to 309 and encodes 102 amino acids.
AUGUCUCAAAAAAAUGUUUACAAGUGGUACAAAUUGUUCAAAGAAGGCAGAGAACGCGUUGAAGACGAAGAACGUUCUGGACGACCAUCAACAUCAACUGAUGAGAAACACGUCACGGAAAUCAAAGAUCUUGUGCUCCAAAAUCGUCGAUUAACAUCUAGAGACCUUGCCGAUAUUGUUGGCAUUUCAAAAGGAUCAGUAAGCACCAUUUUGAAAGACCAUUUGGGCCUCAGACGUGUCAAGUCUCGAUUGGUACCAAAACCAUUGAAUUUGUUCGAAAAAGAGCGUCGCAUCAACGUCUGUAAAUAGAUGGUUUCCGACUAUGA